AUGACGGACCUUGGUGGUGCCAUUCAAAAUGUCAUGAGCCUGUCGCAGCUUCGGCUGCCAGAUGACCAGCCUCACAUUGAAGCCGCGGCCGCCACCAUCAACUAUGAGGUGGACUUUGACACGAAUUUUCAGGAUCGCGAAGCUUUCAUUGCCGGCAUUGCCAAAUAUGUCGAAGAGGCUCAAUCUUUGGCCACCUUGAACCAAUAUCUGGAAGAGGGCGAGCGUUUUGCAGGCAUGCUCUAUACCUGGCGCUCUUGCUCGCGCUCCAUCCCUGCUGUCAAGUCCAAUGAUCAGGCCAAUCGCACAGAGAUUUAUGAAAAGACGGUUGAAGUGCUUGAGCCCGAGAUUAACAAGCUCAAAUCCUUCUACGACUUUCAGCGCGAGGCCAUGAGCCGUUUCUGCGAGGAAAUCAAGAAGCUGGCCCAUCCAGAAAAGCUCAAGUCCUUCAUCUCCGAGACCACCAAGCUCACUCUGGCACGCAUGCUCAACAUGUUCGCCGUCCUCAACGCGCUCAAGAACGUCAAGGCCUGCCUCAACAACGAUUUUUCCUUCUACAACCGUGCCCAUGGGUUUCUGAACAAGGGCAAGGAUCUGAAUCCGGAGGAUGUGUCGCAAAGCCAUAAAAUGGCUUUCUUCCUGGCCACGCAAGACUCGCUGACGCAAGAGCUGGUCCAGCAAUUGCGUGCCGUUGACAACUAUGUUGACGUUCUCUAUGAAAUUGCACUGCACUGCGUCACAAUGUAUGAAAAGGGCCAGUAUGUCCUGCCCUCGGAAAAGCACACGCUCCUCAAGGUCAUUGCUUUUUGUGCUUUCCUGAUGGAUGACCCUGACGAGAAAGCGAGCUUCUAUCGCACCAAGAAAGGUUCCAUCCACCGCUUCGACAUGGCCCUCAAAGACCUACCCGUUGUCCCGCUGUAUGGCGACAUGCAUGUGAAGCUGAUCAGCUUCUUCGAAACGAGCCCCCAUUUCGAUCGUUCCAGGUGGUCGGCUGCGUAUGACGCCAACAAUCUGGAUCACACCGAGAAGCAGUACAACAUCUGCGACAAGCUGGAUGGCUUUGAGCAGGAGCGCGACUCCUAUCUCGCUCGCUUGGCCCUCUUCACCACCGUCACCUCCAAGGGCGACUCUGUCAACAGCAGUGGCAUGUCUCCAACGGACAUUGCUCUGCAAGGCCUCAAGCUCGUUUCCCGCUGGACCGGCACCAUCCGUGAGCUUCACGUGUGGAAGCUUGCCAACCCGACAAAUCAGUACCUCAACAAGGAGUGCCCGCCUGACGCCGAGGACUAUGAGAAGGCCACUCGUUACAAUUAUACCUCGCGUGAAAAGACGGCGCUGGUCAAGAUUGUGGCCAUGAUCAAGGAUGUGCUGCGUCACAUGUGGAGCCUCGAGGGUGUCCUCAAUGAGGGUAUCGUGCGCGACAUUCAUCUCUCGGUGCAAAUGUUCUUGCAGGACAAAGUCCGCGACAUGAUUCGCCACGCCAUCAAGAAGAAAAAGCCACGUGCCAAGACCGUGCUCAUGGGCAUGCGCAACACAUGUACCGACUGGUCCACCGGCCAAGAGCCCCAAGACGACCCCUAUCUCAAGGGUGAGAAGGAUCAAAACUGGAAGCGUCCCGAGGUGCAGGCACGUCGUGUCGGGCUCAGCUCCACACAGUUGUACAUGUUUCGUACCAUGCUGGAGUCACUGUGCGCGGAUGACAAGAAAAAGAGCGUCAAGUCGGAGCUCGACCCCAAGUACUAUCCAGGCAUGCAGGACAUGUAUGAGCGUAGCUUCUACUUUGAGUACCUUCUCAACUUCAACGCCACGCUGCAGCGCUCGGCUGAUUUGUCGCAGCUCUGGUACCGUGAGUUCUAUCUCGAGCUGACGCAAGGCGCGCGAGUUCAGUUUCCGAUUGAGAUGUCCCUGCCCUGGAUUCUGGUGGAUCACGUGCUGCGUACCCCGCACGCCAACUUGAUGGAGUACAUUCUCUUCCCGCUCGACUUGUACAACGACGCGGCCAACUUUGCACUCGAGCAUUUCAAAAAGCAGUUCCUCUACGACGAAGUGGAAGCCGAGGCGGAUCUGGCAUUUGAUCAGCUUGUUUUCAAGCUCAAUGCUCACAUCUUCCAACAUUUCAAGACCGUGGCAGCUGGCAUGCAGUUGGACAAGGACUUCCGCAACUUGGCCGAGCAGCGCAAGGUGUCCAUCCCGUUUGCACCUCCGGAUCGGUUCUCCGCUCUGUUGCGCCAGCGCCACGUGCAACUACUGGGCCGGUCCGUGGACCUGCACAAGCUCCUUACCCAGCGUCUCAACGUGGCCCUUCGCGAUGCGAUGACGCAAGCCAUCCAGCGCUUUGAAUCACAGGACUUGUCGGCCAUCAUUGAGCUUGAAAUGACGAUCGAGAACAAUCGCUUGACGCACCAGCUGUUGUCGCAUCACUUGAGCCUGGAUCCCUUUGAUGAGCUCUAUGCCGAGGCCAACGACUCGGCUACUGGCCUGGGCAAGAUUCGCCUGCACGUGUUUUCCGAGCUGUGCUUGGACGUCAUUCCCAAUUACUGUUACAACACGGCCACGCGGCGUUUUGUGCGUCCCGUGCACGCGCCGGUGUUUGCCGACGGUGUGCAGCGCGAGAAUCACAUGAGCAUGCCCAGUGCCUCGCGCUUUGGCAAUCGGGCCAUGAACCAGGCAUAUAGCGCUAUGCUCGAGCUGUACAAGGGCUACGUGGGACGCGAGCACUUUAGCUGUGCAGUGCGCCUCUUGGGCUAUGGUGGUGUGGCCAUGUGUGUGGGCGAGAUGAUCGACAUUGUCACCCGCAAUAUUCGGGAUUUGUUGACGCCCUACGUCAUCAACCUGCUGGAUGGCAUGCCCAAGGUGGCGAAGCUGCCCUUGUUAGACUAUGGCACCCAGGGUACCUUUGGCUUCUACAAGCUUCAGUUGCAGGGUCUCAUGACAUACCCUGAUCUGCAGACGGAGGUGUUCCAUAGCUUCCGGGAAGUGGGCAACGCCUUUAUCAUUUUCCACUUGUUUGAAGAGACUUUGCAUCUGGAGGAGGUCCAGGAUUUGGCAUGCGCCAAGCCAUUCCAAGGCAAGCCGCCCGUCAUUGUACGCGAGGGCGAAAAUGCCGAGGAGAAGCGCCGACGCGUGAUGCAAGAGGCCAGCUCCAUGUUUUACAUGGAGGUGAUCAAGCGCGCGGGCACCCCGGAGCAGCAGCAACUGGCCUUGCAGGCUGACACACUGACGCGUGAGCGUCUGUGCAUGGGGCUAAGCAUGUUUCAGGGUGUCUUGGACAAGGUUAAGGCCAUGCUGAAGGCCUGCGACGAGGGCCAGCAGGUGUGGUUUGGCCCCGAGCCCGCCAACGGCGUCAUGGACAUUGACGAGUGCAACCAGUUUCAUCGCCUUUGGUCGGCCAUCUUGUACACCAUUAACAUGGGUUCGGCCUUGGCCGGCAAGGACCAAACCACGGAAUUCUUUGGUGAUGGUCUCUACUGGUCCGGCGCGGUCCUCAUUGCCCUCUUAGGCCAGCAACACCGGUUCGAGGCAUUUGACUUUUCCAACCACAUUGCCAAGGCCUUUGAAAUGGACCAGAACGAUACACCUCAGGAUGGCAUUACACCUUCCAAGUUUGUGGCCAAUGCGGAGCGACGUCGCGGCCUGCACCAGCAGGUCUUCUCGUUAUUGGACAAGCAUUUGCGCUCGAACAAGCAGCAAGCAAAAUAUUUUCCACCCCCAGCGCACGAAGAAUUUGAGACCUCGGUGUAAAGCUAUGGAUAACCGUCCCCACCAUCGCUUGUCUG
Monosiga brevicollis MX1 is the source of this 3773-nucleotide messenger RNA. RefSeq lists its product as uncharacterized. Gene Ontology annotation, molecular function: RNA 7-methylguanosine cap binding; small GTPase binding. The record is from RefSeq and is a predicted model, not a curated record. Gene Ontology annotation, cellular component: SCAR complex. Gene Ontology annotation, biological process: cell morphogenesis; regulation of translation; regulation of actin filament polymerization. The transcript is spliced from 16 exons. NCBI's taxonomy places the organism in Eukaryota, Choanoflagellata, Craspedida, Salpingoecidae. Bases 1 to 3738 code for a protein of 1245 amino acids.